AAGUCCUUCCUGUUUGUUUAGAAUCUCAUUUGAACAGAUUAUCAGCUUCUGAAAGUCUUCGAAGAGCUUAAAGUUAGAUUUUAUCCACAAAGCCAACAUGAGGAUGAAAGUCUACUUUUUUUUUUGGGUGCACCUUACACUUUCUUCAGGACUCUCCAUCCCAAGAUUAGAUGGAGAAAUAUUCGAGGUUGAAAACAACACAACUAAAGAAGAUUUGACUCUUGACGACAUCCGUGAGCCUCCAAAGUUUCAAAGGAGCAGCCUUCUUCCUGGAGAUAAACUAUGGUCAUCCCCAGUUCCUUAUGUCUUGGAUAAAGGCCUGGAUUUGACAGCUAAAGGAGUGAUCAUGAGAGCCUUUGAGCAGUUCAGAGUGAAGUCAUGCAUUGAUUUCAAACCCCGGGACUCAGAAGAUUAUUACAUCAACAUCCAGAAGUUAGACGGUUGCUGGUCAUAUAUUGGUCGAGUAUUCUCCAAUGGACAGGACCUCUCUAUUGGUGCAGGCUGUGACAGCAUUGCCAUUGUUGAACAUGAGCUUCUUCAUGCUCUUGGUUUCUACCAUGAACAGUCUAGAUAUGACAGAGAUGAUUAUGUACGGAUUGUACUCGCCAACAUCCAAACAGGUCAAGAGGAUAAUUUUGACAAGGCUAGCAGUGAGGAGAGCACUACAUAUGGAGUCCCAUAUGACUACAUGUCAGUGAUGCACUAUGACAAAUAUGCAUUCACAAAUGGCAACGGCUUAACAAUUAUUACCAUUGACCCUAAAUACCAAGAUGUGAUUGGUCAAAGGCUGGAAAUGAGUCCUAGUGAUGCUCUAGAGCUGAACUUCCGCUACAACUGCAAGUCAACUGUUGCCUUUAAUUCUUACUGUGGCUUUUCGAGUGGAACAAUGUGUCAAAUGAGCCGCUGCUCACAGGGUGGGAUUGGCUGGGAAGUCGUUACUAAAGUUCAUGGAGGCCCCAGUUCUGACCACACCAGUCUACCAAGUGGAAAUGGAGAUAAUGGUAAAGAAACUGGGUACUUCAUUCAUGUGAGCACAACAUCAGGACAAAAGGGAGAUUCAGCGCGAAUGGAAACCGAAAGAGUGAAGCCUACCAGGGCAUGUAAUGUCCAGUGUCUGCAGUUCUACUAUUUCCACAAAGGAAAAGAGUCAGAUGUACUUAAUAUCUGGAUCAGAGAGUUUCAAAAUGAGCAGCACACCACAGGAACUCUUCGCCUUAUGGGACAAAUAACUGGUUCACCAACAUCUCACUGGAAACUCCACCAUGUUUCCUUGAAUGCCACCAAGGACUUCCAGGUGGUGUUUGAGGUUCGGAAAGGAGCAGGAAACUCACCAGGAGGUUUCUCAAUUGAUGACAUCAAUCUCUCAGAGACAGAGUGUCCACACUUUGCCUGGCAGAUUGAUGACUUUGAGAGUCUUUUAAACACAAGCAGUUAUGGAGUCUUAAUGUACAGCCCACGACAAUUCUCCAAAGACGGCUAUGCAUACCGUGUAAUUGCUGGACUUUUCAAAACAUCUGUUGGAAUGUACGUGCAGCUCGUGUCUAGUGAGAAUGAUGGCCAGCUGCAAUAUCCUUGUCUGCAAAGACAUAUGAUUUUCCAGUUGAUGGAUCAAACCCCGAACAAGCAACUGCAAAUGUCCAAGCAAAAUACUUUUGUUUCUGAUGAAAAUCAAGUAGUAUCUGGUCGCUCUGCCUGGGACAAUCCUAGGAAGACUAAAUAUGGAUCAUUUUCUGAGAAUGGAGAACUAAUCUAUAAUGGGCCUGGCUGGGGGUUUGGGUCUUUUUUAACAUUAGAAGAAUUGAAAUCCAGAGAGUUCCUCAAGGGAGGAAGCGUCAUUUUGAUGUUCAACUUUGAAGAUCUCACCCCACUAAUCAAUGGAACAGCUUUACCAUGUCCUCAGUUAAGACCAGUGAACAUAACAAAUCCUCCACCAAAUAGGAAUGAAAGUCCAUGCUCUGCAGGCAUUUUUUCCUUCUGUCCUGGUAUGGUGGCCUCUCCCAUCCUCUCUGUUCUCCUGGCGUUUAUCCUUCUGCUGUCAUGAUGCACGCCUCCCAAAUAAACCUCCAUAGGCAGCAAAAAUGAUUAUAAAUUUCUCCCAGCUAUGCAUAUAUGUUAUAAUGACAAUGUGAAAGUUGUGAACUCUUUGUGCAACAACAAAUAGGGAAGCUUAGUAUUACUUUAAGAUAUUAGCUUAUUUUUAAAGUAAUAUCUAACUUUGUAGCUUCUAUUCAACAAUAUUUGGAGAUGGGACUUUAUUUUUAUUAAAUAUUUGCCUGCAGAUUAUUGAAGAUUUCUGCAAAACCUGAUUGAAGUAUGAUUUUGUUUUUAUAACUACUACACCUAUUCAAAGCUAUAUAUUUAAACAUGGGUGCUUGGUAGAUUAAUGGUAAAGGACAUGUUUUAAUUAGAUAUGUGUGAUCUUUAGCUUUGCAAAAGCUAAACGAGUAAAUUAAGCUGAAAAAAAUCCAAAUUAGUCAUAUGUUGUAUCUUUUUAUCAAACACAUUUGAGAUUUUAUUUUCACUGCACACACACAAAAGAAAUCUAAUAAUUUCUUCCCCAUUAUGUAACGAUGAUGUAAUUCUUUUUUCUAUUAUUGUCCUCAUUUAUACUUUUGUACAGUGAGUUAAUUGGAUUUUAUUUGAAGGAUACAUAUAAGCAAAUAUCAAUAAACACCUACUAAAAAAACUUAAUUUUAUUCAGAGUUCAUCACAUUCUCUAUAACCUGUGUCAGACGUGAACUCAAGAAAACUAAAUGUACAAAAUAUUAGUUUAAGUUCGUGCACAUGGAGUAUAUGCAGCCAGUUCAAUAAAACUCUAUAGUUUCCUUUUAAUGCCUUUGAUAUGGAUGUGCAAUUCAAAAAGGAAAACCUGGCAUGUUAACAGGAGUACAUUUUGGGACUGUAUUUAGGGUUACUUGCUUUGGAGACCAUUUCAAGUCAUUCAAAUCUUUGAAUCUGCACUUCAAAUCUAAAUAGAAACAGUUUCAUUCUAUCAAUUAACAAUUUAUUAAGAUAUAUAACUGAAUUACAUUACUAGGAAUAGAAUUUCUGUGUAAAACAAAAACAGAUUCAGAACUUGCUGGAAUAUAUAUUCCAGCAAGUAUUGCAAAUAAUUCAUAAAUGAAGAGUAUUGGGGAAAAUAGAUUACUGCAGAGCCAGCUCAGAAUUCUUUAGCUCUGCUAAAACUUCAAGCUUUAGGAAAAGAAAAUAUCAAAGC
Messenger RNA from Poeciliopsis prolifica (blackstripe livebearer), 3217 nucleotides. Its product is annotated as meprin A subunit beta-like. The record is from RefSeq and is a predicted model, not a curated record. Gene Ontology annotation, biological process: proteolysis. Gene Ontology annotation, molecular function: protein binding; metalloendopeptidase activity; zinc ion binding. Gene Ontology annotation, cellular component: membrane. The transcript has 15 exons. The coding region runs from base 98 to 2041 and encodes 647 amino acids. NCBI's taxonomy places the organism in Eukaryota, Metazoa, Chordata, Actinopteri, Cyprinodontiformes, Poeciliidae.